Molecule: messenger RNA, 2974 nt
Organism: Rhagoletis pomonella (apple maggot)
Lineage: Eukaryota; Metazoa; Arthropoda; Insecta; Diptera; Tephritidae
Exons: 4
Coding region: 191-2974 (927 amino acids)
Source: RefSeq, a predicted model, not a curated record
UAGUACGAAAACUACACCAGCUCCUAAAAUGCACCACUUUUUUUAUUUGGUUCACAAAUUGCUCAACGUUGACAAAUGUCAUUAAAAUUAUUCAGUCGUUUUAUGUUUACCAACCAACAUUUUUGCGUAUUUUUAUAAAUAAAUAUAUAGCCUCAUUGCGAGUGUCGAGUCGAGUGCAAGUCGUAUAAAUAUGAAAUAUUCCAAGUUCAAUUCCUAUUUGAAGUGCUACCGUAGAAAGAAAAACUUUUUGAAGAGAUUAAAUAACUGUGUCAAACCAAUCGACAACAACUUGCAAAAUGACCGACAACUAUUUGGAAAGUGCGGAAGCAUCAACUUUUAUAUUCGAGACGGAAACAAUAAAAAUUCUUCAUUAUCCGGAGAGUAUAUUAUUUCAAAAGAACCAAUUAUAUCAGAGACAAAUGAUUCAAUUUCGCACGAUGGUUUGGAUGAUAAUGACGAGGUGGUGGAAAAUAUAUAUCGGGAAGUAGAGCCGUCUUCAGUAGACUGUGUCAUUGAUGAUGUGAACAUCCAUAUUGACUUCAUGUCUAAAUUGGCGGAUUGGGCUAUAAAAUACAAAAUAGCCCACUCUGCUGUAUCUGAGCUACUUGUUUUAUUGCGGAGCGAAGGAAAAACUGAACUGCCGAAAGAUGCGCGUACGUUGCUCCAUACACCGCGUAAUGUGGUAAUACAAACAAUGGGAUCCGGUUCAUUCUGGUACUAUGGCAUUGAAAACUGCUUGCGAAAUGCAUUUCGUGACAUAAAUCAAACAAUUCAAGUACUUCUCAAUUUCAAUGUUGAUGGUUUACCCCUGUUCCGAAGUAGCAAGUUUCAGUUUUGGCCAGUUUUAAUUGACAUAGCCAAUAUGCAUGAAAUUAGACCAAUGGUUGUAGCAAUUUAUUUCGGCGAUUCGAAACCACCAUCCAGCGAAGAGUUUUUAAGAUCAUAUGUUGACGAGAUUAAUAGUCUAAUUUUAAAUGGAAUUGAGUUUCCAAACGGCUCAAAAAUAUUGAUCAAGAUUAAUGCGUAUAUUGCAGACACCCCGGCUCGAGCAUUUAUUAAAUGCGUUAAGACACACACCGCAUAUAACAGUUGUACAAAAUGUAACGUUGUUGGAGAAUUCGAUCGAUCGGGAAACCACAUGAGCUUUCCAAGGUUAGAUUGUCGACGAAGAACUCAUUUAGAUUUUAUAAACAAAGUUGAUGAAGAUCAUCAUCUAUGGAAUUCAAGAAUGCGACAGUUUUAUCACACCCCUUUGGAGGAAAUUGAAGGCAUUGACAUGAUAAAAAAUUUCCCUAUUGCUGAUUCGAUGCACUUAAUUGAAUUAGGUAUUACAAAGCGAUGUUUAAAUGGAUGGGUGAAUGGUUCAUAUAAUUUCCGUACUAAAAUGCCUGCUUAUGAAACGAGUACCAUUUCAACAUGGCUCAAAUUCAGCAAUGAGUGGCUGCCAUCUGAAAUCACAAGACAGGCGCGUGGCCUCGAUACAUUGUCGUUCUGGAAAUCAAUAGAAUAUCGAACAUUUUUGUUAUACCUUGGCCCAGUGAUAAUGAAAAGUUUUUUGCCAACUGAGUUUUAUAAACACUUUUGGAAUUUAGUUUUAGCAACGACGAUAUAUUCAUGCGAACGAUAUGUACAAAGUCCCGGAGUUCUUGACGUCGCUAGGAAUUUGAUGAAUGAAUAUGUGGAAGAAUUUAUAUCUCUGUAUGGAAACGACUCUAUCAGCUCCAAUGUCCACAAUUUAAUACAUGUUCAUGAUGACGUUCUGAAAUUUGGAUCUUUGCGAAAUAUUUCUGCAUAUCCAUUUGAGAGUACGCUGUAUUGGUUGAAAUGUCUUUUAAAAAAUGGUUCCAGACCUUUGAGUCAAGUGGCUAAACGUAUUAUUGAAAUGAAUAAGUUGAAUUCCCGGCCUUCAAAAUCAGCCGUAUACCCCAUUUUAAGCAAACAAAUUGUCGCAAGCUCUGAAAGGUAUGGCAGAGUAGAUUUUUCAGCAUUCAUGCUAUCAAAUGACCGAAAGAAUAAGUGGUUUUUGACCAAUAAUAGUGAAAUCGUUGAAAUGAUAUACGCGACAUCAAACAGCACCACAAUAAAGCCAUUUGUGAGUCCGACAGCAAUUAUUUCACCAAAACCAAUGCAAGUUCAAGAAUUUUAUCCAAAUGAAAUGAAAUCAUUGAACGAAGGUGUACACAAUACAGGACCAAAUGAAGGGGUCGAACUACCAAGCGAAGAAGAAUUACUUCAGUUUCUUAAACUAAAUUCAAAUGAAGCAAAUGUUUUAAAAUACUAUUUGGUGGGCAUUUCAAGUUUCCUGAAUCAAAAUAAUACCUGCAAACAUAAUAACGACGUUCUCGCAUCCAUCCAAGAAUUGAAAAACUCUGUGGAAUAUCUAGGAAGUGAAGUAUUUGCACUACAGGAGCUUGUAAAAUCAGGGUCGGUGACUAAAUUCAUGAACAAGCCACGUGAAAAACGUUCCCUAAUAUCUGACUCGACUACAGAAGAAUGGGUAGCAUCUGAAGAAUAUGAAGGUAUAUCAUUUCCCAGACUGCCGAUCACCUCAAUUGAUGUGCUAAAUCAUUUCAAUGCGGAGUUGACUGAAAACCAAAAUGAGUAUGUACAAAAAGCAACAGACUACAUUCUAUCAAAACUGGACCACGUUAAGAAAACUAAAAAACAAUUCACGCGACGAACACAAUUAAAAUCAAUGCUCUUUGCUGAUUCACUUUUAAAAACGUGCACAUGGAAAAUAGCUGCACCAGGAAAACCUAACCGCUUUUCUUUGCUAAGUGCCAUUUUAAUACUAUUUGUAGACGUCGUAAACCAAAAUGUUGAUGAAAAGAUAGACUUAAUUGGUACUCAAAAAUACUUUAGAGAUUUGCUGAAGAGAAAAAAUGCUGAAGAAAAGCAGAAUAUGGAAGAUCAAAAUGCAGAAGAGAUCGAGACACAAGUUACAACUAGCAUGCCAUUGAACGCAAAUAUUUAA